This is a messenger RNA of Macadamia integrifolia, 782 nucleotides long. RefSeq names its product protein TIFY 5A. The transcript is spliced from 3 exons. Bases 134 to 538 code for a protein of 134 amino acids. Gene Ontology annotation, cellular component: nucleus. Lineage: Eukaryota; Viridiplantae; Streptophyta; Magnoliopsida; Proteales; Proteaceae. The record is from RefSeq and is a predicted model, not a curated record. Gene Ontology annotation, biological process: response to wounding; regulation of jasmonic acid mediated signaling pathway; regulation of defense response.
ACUUACAUAAAUCCCUCCACGAAGCUUCCUCACCCCUCCCAUCUCUCUCUCUAUUUGUUUUCAAGGCAAAAAGGCUCUCAAACUUGAACACAAGCUCCUCAUCUUCUCUGAUAUCAAUUCUCUCUUCCAUAUUAUGAGAGAGAUGACUCUCCAGCCACUUUCUGUGAGAAGAAACUGCAACCUUGACCUCCGGCUUCCUCCGCCAGGUCUCGAUUUCCUUCCGGCCACAACGGGUUCCGCCGGCGACGACACUCCCAUGACUCAGAGAUCUUCAGUAGAGACCCCACAACAACUCACUAUUUUCUACAAUGGCCGCAUUUGUGUCUGCGAUGUUACAGAGCUUCAGGCUAGAGCUAUCAUAUGUGUGGCAAAAAGAGAGAUGGAGGAAAGGAUGAACACACCGCGAUCGGAACCUGUCUCACCCUUGCAAUGUCAACUUCAAAGUCCGGCGGGUCUGUCAAUGAAGAGAUCACUGCAGCAAUUCCUUCAGAAACGAAAGAAUCGAAUCCAAGCCACUUCCCCUUACAAGGAGCAAUGAAGGAUAUGCAUCCCCAACCCUUCAAUGUGGUCAAUUUAUGACAGAAGAUGGAUCUUGAAGAAUAGUUAAGGAAGAUUAAGGCAGCGAAUUGAAGACUUAUUUGUAAAAUUUGAUGGUAGCAGAAGAGAUUUUAUAUGUAGAGCAUGUAUGUGUAUAGUAAGUAUCAAAGUAUCAAUUGAAGCUAAAUGAGAAAGAAAUUUCUCUUAACCAAUUUUACAAAUAACAUGAUUUGUGUUUUCCUUUC